AUGAAUACGGCAUCCGUCGGGCUAGCCGUCACGCCAGCGGUGGUGUCGACGUUUGUUUCGCACUACCUGGGCAAGAACUCCCAACCGCACAAGCCUACUACACAUAUAUCGUACGAUGAGGGUCUGCAUCUCAUCCGCUCUUUUCUUGCAUAUGCCUCGCGCCACACCGUCGAGGAAGUGCAGGCUUUCACAAGCCAAUGGGUGCCACACCCCCAAUGGGUCAGGGUCGACGAGGUGGAGAUCCCCGACCAUCACCUGUCGCGCGCCGCCGCCCUCGUCGCCGACCAGCUGGGCCCUGAUGGCAUCCGCCGCGUUGGCGGGACCCAAUGGUGGCAGUGGCGCAAACCUCGGAGCCCUCUCAAGGCUGAGUGGAUUGAAAUGAAGGCCGAUUAUCACGAGCGCAAGAAGAACUCGGACCCGGGCAACCGUGUCAUGCUCUACGUGCAUGGCGGUGGCUAUUAUUUUGGCAGCGUCGACGAGCACCGCUACCAGAUCCAGCGCCAUGCCCGGAAGCUCAAGGCGAGGGCGCUUGCCCCUCGCUACCGCCUAGCACCGCAAUUCCCAUUCCCAUGCGGACUGCAGGACUGCUUGGCCACGUACCUCUUUCUUCUUACAUGCCAGGAGCCCAGCACCAUCGUGUUGGCCGGCGAUUCGGCCGGCGCCGGCUUGGUGGUGUCGCUGCUGGUGAUCCUCAGAGACAAGGGGCUGCCGCUGCCAGCGGGUGCAGUUCUGAUAAGCCCCUGGGUCGACCUUACGCACUCUUUCCCGAGCGUGGCUGGUGACUGUCCUUUGGAUUACAUUCCUCCAUCUGGAUUUCAUCACAAACCAUCCCGGGCAUGGCCUCCGCCCGAUGAAGAGGUGCUUGAGCAGAUAAAGAAGACAGCGAUAUCACAGAAACAGGAUAUCAAUGCCACCCAAGACAAGUCCUCAGACUCUGGCCUCGGUAUUCUAACCGUUACGGAUGUCGCUGAUGCUACUACACGUUUAUCGCUCCUCAUCGACGGCAAGCGAGUCGAGAUCAAAGAGCAGAUACAGAUAUACACCACGAACGAUCUGCUCGCACACCCGUUGGUGAGCCCCAUCAUGCAGCCGACGCUAGGUGGGCUUCCGCCGCUGCUAAUUAUGGUGGGAGGCGGUGAGAUGCUUCGGGACGAGCAAAUCUAUCUUGCGCACAAAUGCGCGAACCCCGCGCGAUACGCCCCGGUAGACUCCCUCAUGGACGACCACGCCCGGGUCCAGCUCGCCCAGUUCAAGCCGACAGACGUUCAACUCCAAGUCUGGGACGACCUCUGCCACGUCGCACCGACUUUGAGUUUCACAGCACCGGCCAAGUACAUGUACAGGAGCGUGGCGCAAUUCGCCGCCUGGGCGCUUGCUCGAGCGCAAAACACUGGCAUUGAUAUCCUUGACGAUGACCAGAUCUCGAUCAUCUCAAGUUCAAGCUCUUCGAGCAGUGACGAGCAGGAGCCGAAAAUGCAAGAGAAAAAGGAGGCAAAGAGGAAAGACAGAAAUCCGCCCAAAGACGAAAAGAAGAGCAGUGUCGGAAAAGCCGGCGAUCCACUCCCUCGUUUUCAUGAUCAUAUAAUUCGCCAACGUGUCACUGCGCACGGUAUAAUCUACCCUCUUCCUCCCGCUGACGAGCUUCCUUCAUGUUCCAUGGCUCCCGAGUUGGUGGGCGUCAUCAAAGUUGGCCCUGUCCGUAAGUGGAUGGACCAUAAGAAGCGAUGGGAUACGCGCUUCAAGCGGGCCAAGGCGAGUGUUCACAAGAAGCAUAUUAACGACAUGGCCGUGGGAUACGAAGUCUUUGGGGAGGGCGAAGUACCGCCGCCAAGCGCUCUGGCGGGACGCAGGAAGAUAGGUGGCGGCGAGUUCGACAAGAAGAAAGAAAAGAGCAUGGGCUUGUCUCUUUGGGCAUUCUGGGGCUCCAAGCACGACAAGAUGACCGUGGACCGAGCCAACGAGGCUGAAAAGGCCGACUACAAGGCUGCUACUCCUGGCGAGGGGCAGGGUGCCCGGACGUUUACGGACAUCCAGAAACAGGAAAAACAGGCGGCGGCUCGCUCCAGGCGCCCUGCGCCGUUCUUUAGCAGGAACGGAUCGUGGAGAAUACUAGUCAAGGACGACAGGCAAAUCGAGCAAGAGAAUGAAAGUGACGAGAAUGGGGAUACCGCGCCUCCUCCUCCUGUCAAAGAUGCCGCUCAGGCUGGCUCACGGGAAAGAAUGAGCGAGGAUACCCCAUCGUCGUCGGCGGAGGCUGGAUUUCUUUCCCCCGAUGAUGCACACGGGACCGGCAUCACGGGGAAGCGGGCAAUCAUCGGCGGCCUGGCGACGCCGUUCAGCAUGCGCAAGCAGGCUGAAACCGCGAGCAUGAUCACGCUCAUGUCGCCGGCAGACCAGCUGUCCGUGCGAUUAGGCACGCCGAGCUUGAGGAGUCUCGCCCUGACUGUACCGGCGAGCGAGGACAAGAACGUGGCCGGAUCAGAACACCAAGAAGAGAGCCGAGUUGCUGGCUGUGUAGAUGACGGCAAGGGAUUGCCGCCCUUGCCCUCGCCGCUGCCCACUCCGGGACUGUCCACCCCGGGACUUCCCACGCCCGACGACAGGCCGGGGAUGGAGAGGUUUUUCACGGCCGAUGAGAUGCCGCAGGCGAGAUUAUCGGCACAAGCGCGUUGA
Lasiosphaeria miniovina is the source of this 2673-nucleotide messenger RNA. Its product is annotated as Alpha/Beta hydrolase protein. The record is from RefSeq and is a predicted model, not a curated record. Gene Ontology annotation, molecular function: lipase activity. NCBI's taxonomy places the organism in Eukaryota, Fungi, Ascomycota, Sordariomycetes, Sordariales, Lasiosphaeriaceae. The transcript has 5 exons. Bases 1 to 2673 code for a protein of 890 amino acids.